Etheostoma cragini (Arkansas darter) is the source of this 1097-nucleotide messenger RNA. RefSeq names its product lipopolysaccharide-induced tumor necrosis factor-alpha factor homolog. Gene Ontology annotation, molecular function: zinc ion binding. The record is from RefSeq and is a predicted model, not a curated record. Lineage: Eukaryota; Metazoa; Chordata; Actinopteri; Perciformes; Percidae. The transcript is spliced from 5 exons. The coding region runs from base 115 to 648 and encodes 177 amino acids.
CUGAUAUAUCUCACACAUUACAAUGUUCAAUAAGUGAAGUAGGACAUGUACUUUUCUUCUCAGAUUAUGUGUUUAUGACUAAGGCAGGUUUUUGUUUGAUUGGUGGAACUCCUGAUGGAACCACCUUCAUAUGAGGAGGCCACUCUCCAACCUACUGGUGCGGGCACAGCAGCAUUCAUCACCUCCUACUACUCCUCUCUCACCAACCCAUCUACACCGCCUCCCACCUAUGUAGAAGCAGUAACAACCCAGCCAGAUCCUUUUCCUGUACUGACUCUGCCAACUGCUGGGACGUCCCCUUCACAAAACACUGGACUAAUAACCCAUCAACUUACACAAAUUGGAGCUUCUGACAGAGGAAGACAACCCCAGCCAACAGUAGUAGUAACGCAACCACAGCCUGUUCCCGUCUUAGUAACACAUCUGGGAGACAUCCCUGGUCUGGUAUCCUGCCCACACUGUCACCAAGUGGUCACCUCUAAGGUCACAUACGUGCCUGGAAACGUUGCCUGGUGCAUGUGUUUGCUCAUCACACUGAUGGGGUUUAUCUGUGGCUGCUGUCUGAUUCCGUUUGUGCUACGAAGUCUACAAGACGUCCAUCAUUCCUGCCCACGGUGUGGAAAGCGUUUGGGCGUAUACAGAAGAUGACACUGAGGAUUGAUAAGGCUCCCCUUGUCCCUAUACCACUUAUGACAUAUGUCACAACAUAGAUAUAUAAGCACAGAGGGCAUGCAGGUACUUAGGUGAUCAUGAGUGUGUGUAAUCUGAUGUAUUUACAGUACACUGAGAGGUGACAGAGGACUGGCUUCUGCCGUUUAUGAAGAAGUUUCUAUGAGGAGAAUUUAUAAAAAAAUUUUGUGGCUAACAAAACUUCAGUUUACAAGUCACAGAGGGUGAGUCAAUGAUACCAAAAAAACUAUUUUUUUCAUGACUUUUCUUUGACAUUUAUGACUCGUUUUUGUUUACAUUGUUAAGCACAGCACAUCAGCAUUUUUUUUAUACAUCAAAAAGUUGGCAUUUUACCCUUUGUUAGAAUGUAGUGUGAGAAUACAAAUCAAUGAAGAGAAAGAGAAUACUGAAUCCAUCCCUGCAUGUGC